Chionomys nivalis (European snow vole) is the source of this 6022-nucleotide messenger RNA. It is a transcript of the gene Nup133, whose product is annotated as nucleoporin 133. Gene Ontology annotation, biological process: poly(A)+ mRNA export from nucleus; protein import into nucleus; transcription-dependent tethering of RNA polymerase II gene DNA at nuclear periphery. Gene Ontology annotation, cellular component: nuclear pore outer ring. The coding region runs from base 63 to 3530 and encodes 1155 amino acids. NCBI's taxonomy places the organism in Eukaryota, Metazoa, Chordata, Mammalia, Rodentia, Cricetidae. Gene Ontology annotation, molecular function: structural constituent of nuclear pore; protein binding. The transcript is spliced from 26 exons. The record is from RefSeq and is a predicted model, not a curated record.
GGCGCGCGAGGUCCUGCUUUAUUUUUCUCCCGCGAGUGGCGUUUCCUCUGCUCCCUGCAGUCAUGUUUCCAGGCGUCUCCUCUCCGCGGACCCCCGGGCCGGGGACCCGCCGGGGUCCGCUAGUCGGAAUCGGGCCGGCGUCCACGCCUAGAGCGAGCCGAAGGGGUCUGUCUCUGGGGUCUGCAGUUAGCUCUCCGGUGCUCUUCUCGCCAGUAGGCCGGCGCAGCUCGGUGAGCUCUAGAGGAACACCGACACGGAUGCUCCCUCACCAUUCCAUAUCAGAGUCUGUGAACUACGAUGUGAGAAUGUUUGGCUCGUCUCUCCCUGUUAAGAUCAUGGAAGCUCUGACUCUGGCUGAGGCUGACGAUCAGCUCUCUGUCCACAUAGACGAAGGUGGGUGGGCUUGCCUGGUGUGCAAAGAGAAACUCCUUGUUUGGAAGAUUGCUGUGUCACCGGUCACUAAGUUGUCUGUCUGCAAAGAACUCCAGCUGCCCCCUAGUGAUUUCCCCUGGAGCGCUGACCUGGUGGCACUCUCUUAUGCCGCAACCUCAGGUGAAGUACAUUCUGUUCAGGCUGUUGCUGUCAUGGUUGCUACCAAAGAGGGGUCCAUCCGCUAUUGGCCCAGCCUCGCCAGGGAAGACACCUACUCAGAAACGUGUGUGGACCUGGGAGGAGAGAAGAUGUGCAGGUUCCUGACAGCAGUGCAGGGAGGAAGUUUCAUCCUGUCCUCUGUGGGGAGCCAGCUGAUCAGAUUGAUUCCCGAAAGCUCAGGAAAGAUUCACCAGCACGUGCUGCCCCAGGGCCAAGGCAUGCUCUCAGGGAUUGGCCGGAGGGUUUCUUCCCUUUUUGGGAUUCUGUCUCCUGCUAGUGACCUCAUGCUGGCCAGUGUUCUCUGGGACAGUGCAAGAUCCAGUUUUUACACCUUGACGAGUUCAAACAUCAGUAAAUGGGAACUGGAUGAUUCUUCAGAGAAGCUGGCUCACAGCUGGGACGUGCACAGAGCCCUGAAGGAAAGCAUUGCCGAUGCUAUUUGGGGAUCCGAAAGCAACUAUGAAGCCAUUAAAGAAGGGGUCCACAUUCAGUAUUUGGACUUGAAGCAAAACUGUGAUGGACUCCUGGUUUUGGCAGCAGCAUGGCACCUGGGAGACAGUCCCUGCCUUGUCUAUUACUCUCUGAUAACGGUGGAAGACAACGGUAACCAAAUGUCAGAUACGAUUACCGUAGAAGUUACUCAGUACAACCCACCUUUCCAGUCUGAAGACCUGAUUCCAUGUCGAUUGAUGGUGCCAAACUUUUCAAGCCAGAUGACCUAUCUUUAUAUGGAGAAUGCAGUCUUUGUGUGCUCCACGGGAACUGGGAAGUUUUCUCUUCCUCAGGAGAAAAUUGUCUUUGAUGCACAAGGAGAUGGUAUUUUGGGCGCUGGCUCCUGUGGAGGUGUUCCGAUCCUUUUUUCUAGGAACAGUGGCCUGGUGUCUGUCACUCCAAGGGAAAGUGUGUCCCUAUUAGCAGAGGACCUGGAAGAGUCUUUGGCCUCUUCAGUUGGUGGGCAGGGCAAUGAGAGUAUGGUUUUUGAGACCACAACAAAAAAUGAAACUGUAGCCCAUGAAGAUAAGACAAAACUACUUAAGGCUGCAUUCCUACAGUACUGCAGGAAAGACUUGGGCCGUGCUCAGAUGAUGGCAGAUGAGUUCUUUUCCUCUCACACUGACUUGAAUUCAGACGCUGAGUUAGACAAGGCUGUGACUCAGAUCAGCAUGGACCUGGUGGAUGAUUACCCAGCCUCAGACCCGCGGUGGGCCGAGUCAGUCCCCCAAGAGGCCCCUGGACUGAGCAACACAUCACUGAUCAUUCUGCACCAGCUGGAGGACAAGAUGAAAGCCCACUGUCUCUUGGUGGACUUCCUUCACCAAGUGGGCUUGUUUAGACGUCUCGGCUCUUAUCCAGUCAGAGGGACACCCAUGACGACCCGCCUGCUGCUCUGUGAACAUGCAGAAAAGCUGUCGGCUGCCAUCACACUCAAAAACCACCACUCUCGGCUGCCUGAGCUGGUGAACGCGGCUAUCCUGCUUGCCCUGCACAAGAGGGAGUGUGAGGUCCCGUCCAGCCUGACUCCUGCCGACGUCUUCUUCCGAGAGGUGUCCCAGGUGGACACUGUCUGCGAGUGCCUGCUGGAGCACGAGGAACAAGUCCUGCGUGAUGUCGCCUUGGACUCUCAGGAGUGGGCAGAGGUGGCGAUCCACGUGAAUACAGUCCUCAAGGACAUGCUGCAGGCUGCUACUCACUACCGCCUAAACAGAAGCUCCAUGUACAGUCGGGAAGAACCACUGGGGGAGGAACCGGAGUAUGUGCCGUGGACAGCUACGAGCGGUCCGUCCGGCAUCCGCACAGUCAUCAUGCGCCAGCAUGGGAUCAUCCUGCAGAUGGUGUACCCUCAGGCUGACAGCAACCUCCGCAGCCUUGUGAUGGAGCAGCUGGUGGCGCUGAUCGACUGCUUCCUGGACAGUUACGUUUCCCAGCUGAAGUCACUAGAGAAAUCCACGGACCAGGAAAGAUACAGCAAUCUGGAAGUGGAAUAUCUGCAGAAAAGAUCAGAACUCCUCUCUCCCCUUCUCACACUAGGCCAGUACCCAUGGGCAGCUUCUCUGGCAGAGAAGUACUGUGACUUUGAUAUCCUGGUACAGAUGUGUGAACAGACGGACAACCAGGCCCGACUCCAGCGCUACAUGACCCAGUUCGCUGACCAGAAUUUUUCAGACUUCCUCUUUCGUUGGUACCUGGAAAAAGGAAAGCGGGGCAAGUUAUUGUCUCAGCCCAUUUCUCAGCAUGGACAGUUGGCAAAUUUCCUGCAAGCCCAUGAGCAUCUCAGCUGGUUACAUGAGAUUAACAGUCAGGAGCUAGAAAAGGCUCAUACGACACUGCUUGGUUUGGCAAAUAUGGAAACCCGUUACUUUGCAAAGAAAAAAACCCUUCUCGGCUUGAGUAAACUGGCUGCAUUAGCUUCAGACCUUUCAGAGGACACGCUGCAGGAAAAGAUUGAGGCAAUGGCUGAGCAAGAGCGCUUUCUGCUCCACCAGGAGACCCUGCCAGAGCAGCUGCUGACCGAGAGACAGCUGAGUCUUAGCGCGAUGCCUGUGUUGACCGCCCCGCAGCUCAUCAGUCUGUACAUAUGUGAGGAAAACAGAAGAGCCAAUGAAUAUGAUUUUAAGAAAGCCUUGGACUUGCUGGAAUAUAUUGAUGAGGAGGAAGAUGUGAGCAUCGAUGAGCUGAAGCUGGAGAUCCUGUGCAAAGCCCUGCAGAGAGACGACUGGUCUAGUUCAGACGGCAAAGAUGAUCCAAUCGAAGUCUCUAAAGACAGUGUGUUUGUGAAGAUCUUGCAGAAACUUAUAAAAGAUGGCAUCCAGCUCAGCGAAUACUUGCCAGAGGUGAAGGACCUACUUCAAGCAGAGCAGCUGGGAAACCUGAAGUCCAACCCUUACUUUGAGUUUGUUCUAAAAGCAAAUUAUGAAUAUUAUGUCCAGGGACAGAUGUGACAUUUGUAAAAAUGGUUGUUUCUAAAAUUUGUAUAAAUGUUUGCUUAUAAAAAUUUGAGUCUAAAAAAACUAGGUUUUAAUCAGCUUGCAGUUUAUAUAGUUUCAUCUGUGGCAGCAAGGUGUUUUCAUGCUUUAUUUGGGAGCUAUAAUACAAAAUUGGGGCAUAACCCUAAUUUUCUUUCAGUUGUAAGGUAUUUUCUUCUCAUUUUCCACUUGAAGUCACCCUUGUUUCUGUGUGGCUGCCCUUUCUCCAGCCUUCCUUGGUCCAAGGAAGCAGGCAGUUUCUCUCUGGCCCAGUCUCCUUGUGAACAGUAUACCUGUUCUGAGGAUUGAUUUUUCUUUUUUCUUUUUUUUAAUUGAUUUUUAUUGAGCUCUACAUUUUUCUCUGCUUCCCUCCCUAUCUUUCCCCUCCCCUUCAACCCUCUUCCAAGGUCCCCAUGCUCUCAAUUUACUCAGGAGAUUUUUGUCUUUUUCUGCUUCCCAUGUAGAUUAGAUCCAUGUAUGUCUCUCUUAGGGGCCUCAUUGUUGCCUAGGUUCUUUGGGAUUGUGAUUUGUAGGCUGGUUUUCUUGGCUUUAUGUUUUAAAACCAUUUAUGAGUGGGUACAUGUGAUAAUCGUCUUUCUGGGUCUGGGCUACCUCACUCAAAAUGAUGUUUUCUAGCUCCAUCCAUUUGCCCGCUAAUUUCAAGCUGUCAUUAUUUUUUCUGCUGUGUAGUACUCCAUUGUGUAAAUGUACCACAUUUUCCUUAUCCAUUUUUCAGUCGAGGGGCAUUUAGGUUGUUUCCAAGUUCUGUGUCAAAAAUCAGGUGUUCGAAAGUGUGUGGAUUGAUAUCUGGGUCUUCCAUUCAGUUCCAUUGGUCCUCCUGUCUGGUUUUAUGCCAAUACCAGGCUCUUUUCAGUCCUGUAGCUCUGUAGUAGAGUUUGAAGUCAGGGAUUGUGAGCCUCCAUAAAUUCUUUUAUUGUACAGGAUUGUUUUGGCUAUCCUGGGUUUUUUGCUUUUCAAUAUGAAGUUGAGUACAUAUUAAGCACCAUAUGUACUAAAAAGUAUAUAUUGUAUACAUAUAUGUAUAUAGUGUGUGUUUACAUUAUAUGUCAUACAAUAUGGAUAUGAGUUAUCUGUAUUUUUCACAGUAUAUACAUAUAUACAAUUUCUACAUAUAUACAUGUAUGUUUUAUACAAUAUAUACAUAUAUAAAACAAACAUUUUAAAAUUGUUUUUAUUGAGCUAUAUAUUUUUCUCCACUCCCCUCCUUUCCUCUCCCCUUCUGCCCUCUCCCAUGAUCCCCAUGCUCCCAAUUUACUCAGGAGAUCUUAUCUUUUUCUACUUUCCAUGUAGAUUAGAUCCAUGUAUGUCUCUUUUAGGGUCCUCUUUGUUGUCUAGGUUCUUUGGGAUUGUAAAUUUUAGGCUUCUUUUUCUUUGCUUUAUGUCUAAAAGCCACUUAUGAGUAACAAGCUUCUACUAAGAUCUGGUAUGCGGCUCUGGCUGGCCUCAGACUCUCUCGCACAGCGGCCUCCCAGGUGCUGGGAGUACAAGUGUGCACCAUUAGCCCUGGCCAGGACAUUUUUUUAAGGGCAUGUCACUUUUUCUUCAUGUAAAGAAAAUACACACAAGUAACUGUUUAACCAGAAAGCCGUGGGUUCCUGUUUCGAUGGGCCUGGUGUGCCGGACCACCUUUUGUUUCUUACAAGGUGUGGUGGGUACUUUGCACACCGUGACUCUGUUCUCAGCAAAGCCUUGCCAAAAGUUUUUCCUCACCUGCUAGGUCUAGGUCCCUUGUACAGAUCCGCAUUUUGAUGUACUGUGGCCUUAAUAAAAACAAGGAGUGUUUUACUCCAUAGGGGCCAGUUUCUGGGGCCAGCAGACAGUUCAGCCGGCAAGCACGGCAAACCUGGCAGCCUGAGCUCAGCCCCCAGAGUCUCCAUGAAGGUGGAAGGAGAGAACCAACUCCGCAGAACUAUCUUCUGACCUCUCGUGUGCACCUCCGUAGGGCUCUGGUUCCAGGCUGCAAGGGUAGAAGGGUAGAGCUUCCCUGGCUGCUGCCAUUGCAGUGUUGCCUGCCUGCUCUCUGUCCGUUUGCCUCUUGGUGUGAGACGGGAAGGGGCAAAGUGGAGAAAAGCAUGAACGUACAGCCCUGCCCGAAGCAUCUGGGAGGCUGGCAGGAAGAUGGUGAGUUUGAGUCUAGCUAGGAUUCCAGAGAGAGCCCUUGUGAGGCAAGGAAGGGGCAGUGCCUCUGAGGUCAGAGUGUAUCUGCCCCGCGCACCUGCCCGCUGAUGUACCAGGUAUGGUGCGGUGGGUUUCCUGGAGUUUGCAGGCACUUGGUCAAGGUUGACUUUGGAUGUGCUGAUACUGUGCUGAGCAGAGAAAACUUUGUAGUGGGAUAAGCAAGCAUCACAGUGAGCAGGCUUGCUGGAAUCCGGGGCAGUACUUCCAGCCCAGCCCCUCUGAUGUCCAGGAACGGCAUCAGCACUUUUCUCCCUAUGCUCAGAGCCCAA